Spinacia oleracea (spinach) is the source of this 2861-nucleotide messenger RNA. Its product is annotated as pentatricopeptide repeat-containing protein At5g12100, mitochondrial. The transcript is spliced from 2 exons. The coding region runs from base 132 to 2306 and encodes 724 amino acids. NCBI's taxonomy places the organism in Eukaryota, Viridiplantae, Streptophyta, Magnoliopsida, Caryophyllales, Amaranthaceae. The record is from RefSeq and is a predicted model, not a curated record. Gene Ontology annotation, molecular function: protein binding.
ACCAGCCUACCACGAGCCUCAAAGUAAUUUCGCCUUUCUAUGCAUGUUUGUUCUCUGUGUAUCAAAACCACCGUACAAACCACUGCGAACCCCGCCCACCAUUUUUCCACCACCAACAAAAAAACAAAACAAUGGUGAAGCAACUCCGACUCCUCCUCCGAAAACCACCACCUAUUUUCACUAAAACCCCAUUAGAACCGCCCAAUUCAUUUUUUCUCUCCAACUCCCACUCCACUCUCUCUUCAACCCCAGCCACCGACGAAAAAUACACACCUACCUCCCAAAUCGACAUAGAAAGACAGGAAUUGUUGGAAAAUCUCCAAGUUCUUAUCCAGAAAUCCCGAUUUGACUCAGUUAAGGAACUCAUCAAACCGGUCGUCACUUCCAAAACCCUCUUUUCUUCUCCCUCGGAGCUCUGUGCCGCAUUUUCUCUCUUCAAUCCAUCGCUAACUUGGAGUUUCUACAGCUUGGUUUUGUAUUCCUGUGCUGACUCUAAGCUCCCAAAUGAAGCAAUGGGGUUACUUCAGAUUGUAAGGAAAAAUGGAGGUUUUCCUGGUAUGGAUGCUUUUAAUAAACUCAUUGAUUGCUUGGUUUCUACUCAACAAUUUGAUACUGUACUUAAUGUGUUUGAUGAUGCAUUGAAUUCUGGUUUUCGGGUUGAAAAAUUCGCUCAUGCGAAGGCUAUACAGUCGGCUGUUAAGCUUGGAAAAUUGGGGAGAGGUUUAGAGUUGUUGAAUCUGAUGAAGGAGAGAAAUUGUGGUGUUAAUGUGUUUGUUUAUAACGUUUUGAUUAGUGGGUUUUGUAAAGAUAGAAGGAUUAAGGAUGCACUCCAACUGUUCGAUGAAAUGUACCAGAGAAAUUUGGUUCCUACUGAGGUUACAUAUAAUACAUUGAUUGAUGGGUAUUGUAAGGCUGGCUGUCUAGAGGAGGCUUUUAGUUUGAAGGAAAGGAUGAAGCUUGAUAAUGUAGCUCCUAAUCAAGUUACCUUUAAUUCGUUGCUUAAUGGGUUGUGUAAGGUGCAGAGAAUCGAGGAAGUGGGUGAGGUAUUGGAGGAGAUGAAAUCACAUGGUAUCGUGCCGGACAAUUUUACUUGCACCAUUUUGUUUGAUGGGUAUGCGAAAAGUGGUGAUGCAGAUACAGCGUUGGGUAUAAUGGAUAAGAUGGAGUCUUUUAGUCUACAACCUUCUUUUGUUACCUUUAAUUCUUUGAUAAAAAAGUUCUGUGAAUCAGGUAACAUGGAGGAAGCAGAACAAUGGUUGGCAAGGAUGAGAGACAAGGGAGUUGCUCCCACUGUUGAAACAUAUAACAUUCUUAUUGAUGGUUAUGGCAGGAAUCAUGUGAUUGAUCGUAGUUUCGAGAUGCUGGAACGUAUGGAGAACUAUGGUUUGAAACCAGAUGUAGUAACAUAUGGCUCUCUUAUAAAUAGUCUCUGCAAAGAAGGUAAGCUUGUUGAAGCUGAGGUUUGUUUCGGGGAUAUGGUGGGAAGAGGGGUUCUACCAAAUGCACAUAUAUACAACAUGAUUAUUGCUGGUCAGUUUGAUGCAGGGAAUCUGCCGGCUGCCUUGGGGUUAUUUGAUGAGAUGUUGAGAAACAAUGUAGUUCCAACAUUGGUUACUUAUAAUACUCUUAUUAGUGGGUUAUGCAAGAAUGGGAAGUUACAGAAAGCUGAAGAUCUUAUUCCACAAAUGAUUGACAGAGGCUUGACUCCUGAUGCAAUCACUUAUAAUUCUCUAAUUCUUGGGUACUCUGGUGCUAGAAAAAUUUCAAAAUCCAUGGAGUUGUAUGAAUCUAUGAAGAAAAAGGGGAUCAAACCUACCUUAAGCACCUAUCAUUCACUAAUUGGUGUAAGCAGCAGAAAAGGCUUGUUGCAAGUAGAUCAAAUUUACCAAGAAAUGUUGGGUUUCGAUCUCAUUCCUGAUAGAGUUGUAUAUAAUGCCCUUAUUUUUGCUAAUGUGGAGCAUGGUGACAUUGAAAAGGCCAUCUCUUUGCACGAUGAGAUGACAAACAAGGGAAUUGAUCUUGACAAGAUGACAUACAAUAGUUUGAUUUGGGGGAACUUAAAGAUGGGAGAUCAGAAGAAAGUAAUUGAUCUUGUCAGUGAUAUGAAAGCUAGAGGAAUUAUUUUAAAGGCUGAUACUUACACUAUACUAGUUGAAGGACACUGCAAACAGAAAGACUUUGAUGGGGCAUAUUCUUGGUACCGAGAAAUGGUUGACAAAGGUUUUCUUUUGGCUGCCAGCAAAUGUAAUGAGCUUGUAAGGGGCCUCAGAGAAGAAGGAAGGCUAAAAGAGGUCGAGAUACUCUAGUCAGCAAUGAGUGUGAAUGGGUCGUGUUAUUGUGGCGUUGAAGCAGCUUUGUCUGCGUUGGUAGCUGAUAGCUAUGGAAAGAUCAAAUUUUGGCAGUGCAGUCGGAAGAGUAUGUGCAGAAGUAUAUGAUUAAACUAAACUGGAAAACCACGAACACAGACGGACUCUGGUCUUUGUAACAUUUCGAAUAACUCUGCUGAUCAGGCAUUCAUUCAACUUAUGCACAAAUUGUGCGGCAGGUAUGCUAUUGGGCAAGCACGGAAUACUGCUCUUUGGGAACUCAAACAGUAAUUAGCAGCAUACAGCAAGCAGUUAGAGUGACAAUCAGACGAGUGAUGAGAAAGAAAGUUAGCCAAGUUUAUAGAAGCUACCCCAAAACAUUUAAAGCUGUAGUCUGGUUCUGUUGUAAUUAGUGUUCAGUGAUUAAUUGUAAAUAUUAAGGCCUGAUGAAGAGUUCUUCCUAGAAGGUAUAUUCUCUGAUUAUAAAGUUGAUAAGUUGUAACUUGUAAGUUGUAAUUGUUGUUUCAGCAAUAAAAUAUUUACUUACCAAAAAUU